UCACCGAUUGCUGCAUCUGCACGGACCACAUAGCUGUUACACACGACUUAACGUUCCAGCAGCAUGGUUUUCUCAUGGUAUGGUUUAGAUAAUUCUCUCAGUUUGAUUUGCGUAUAACACUUGAUAAAUUCCUAUAGAGAGAUUUAUACUGUUUCGAUAUUCGCUAAUUUCAGUGUUGGCAUGCACGUCAUAUGGCUGUGUUACGCUAGAAAGCUUCAAAUUUAACAACAUAACAGCUAGUAAAGUACAUUUAAUGGUCUUCUAGACAAAUAAAUCACAACGCCAGUAAGUUCGUGCUAAAUGUAAUAAAAAAAAAAGAAACGCUAAGCAACACUUUGGUGUAGUGUUUCAGUAUUCAGGUUACUUAAGCUAAGCUUUAAGAUGUCUAAAGUUAAGUUGAAGGAACCUGCUGACAGUAGUCAGACUAAUGGUCCAUCAAAAGAGAGGAACAAGAAAAAUAAACGUGCCUUGAGAAAGAAUCAAGUGUUUGUCAAGAAAGCAAAGAUGGAAGCAAAACCUAAACCUAUAAAGAAGGACAUUUUCCCCAAAAAUGAUCAAGAGUUUUCAACCAACUGGAAGAAUUUGCUGCAGGGUCUGGCCUCAAAUAAGACUGAAGGCACCAAACAGAUGAAAGACGCAGGAGUUAAAGGAAAGCAGCCUCAAAAAACGGCAACAGACUCUCACAAACCAGAUAAACGCAUAAAUAAAUCAAAACAGAACGUCAAACCCCCACGAGAGAAAACUGGUCAAUCAGAAAAAGAUGGAAACCAACAGAAUGGAAAAGGCCCAACCAUACACAAACAGUACAAAGCAGAGAAGAGGAAAAGAAAGGAGGAAAAAACAGAGAAAAACAAACCAAUGGACAAAAAGAAGAAAUUAAAGGAGGCGGAAAUUAAAACCGAAAAGCUUGAUAUCUGGUUUGAUGACGUUAACCCCGAUGACAUUGAGGCCACCGUGGGUCCAGAGGCCGCUGACAUCGUACGGAAACGUAACGGAAUAAUUAAGAGUGACGUAGAUAUUAUUGAGAAAGCUCUCGUGAAAGAACACUCGUUUGAGGGAUUGACCCGUGCUGUUGCUAUGGACUGUGAGAUGGUGGGCGUCGGCCCCGAUGGCGAGGAUAGCAUUCUAGCACGAGUCUCGCUCGUUAACAUCCACGGGAAAUGCAUUUACGAUAAAUACGUCAAACCUUCUGAGAAGGUCACCGACUACCGGACGGCAGUUAGUGGCAUCAGACCGGCGGACAUCGUAAAUGGUGAGGACUUUAGGACAGUUCAGAAGGAAGUGGCACAGAUUCUGAAAGCACGAAUUUUAGUGGGACACGCCAUCCAUAAUGACUUAAAGAUUUUGUUGCUGGAUCAUCCGAAGAAGAUGAUUAGAGACACACAGAAAUACAAACCAUUUAAGCAGAGGGUAAAGAGUGGACGUCCUGCAUUGAGGGUUUUAUGCAAAGAGAUUCUUAAUGUUCAAGUCCAGAAGGGUGAACAUUCAUCUGUUCAAGAUGCCCAGGCUACCAUGAGGUUGUACACUAUGGUGAGGAAGCAAUGGGAGGCAGAGCUUAAGGCCAGCAGGUCUAGGGGUAAACAGCCGAAGAGUCCCCGCAUACGCAGAGAGCCUAAAACUGAGACCCAGCCUACGAAACGAUUCACAGUCAACAAACUGGAUCAGGACUGAGAUCUGAGCAGAAAACUGUUUUUGAGUGACACAUGCAGUGCUAUCGAGUAAAGCCCCCCCACCCCCCGUUACAUUAUGGUGCAAUGCUGUCAGUGUUCAAAAUGCUUUUUACUUCCUGAAGUUCUGUGUCCAUAUGUAAAACUGUCAAUUUGUAAAAACAUCGGAGGAUGUUUUGCUGAAAGAAAUAUUUAGAUGGUUUACUUAACUCUAAAGCAGAUGUUAGUCAGAAUGACAGCCUCCAUCAACAUUCAUUGCCACAUACCGGUUUGCAACAGCACAUAAGAUUAUAUGCAAGUAUGUAAGUUUAAAAUAUUUUAAUGUCACUUGCUGCCAUAUAAAGUUUAAUCCAUCUGGAGUCAAUCAGUCAGAAAUGUUAUCUGGUGAGAUGUUCACUAAGUGUUUAUAUCUACCAAUGUUCAGUGCAGUUUAGCGGUUGUAAGUUAAAGGUGCUGUAAGCGAUUUUGCGAGCUGAACUGUUGAAUUAGCCACGCCCCCUCUUUCCAAAACAUCCAAAACUGAGCAGAAGACCGUCAUCCCACAGUUGUCAAACACAACUAUAGCACAAUAGUGCCCUCAACUGACAACUGGCAUGAAAAACAUGGCAUAAAAAUGUCUUUAUGCCUCAGUAAUUUGCUACAACAACAUCAUUAUGAGAAUGCGGCGUUUGAUUGACAGGCAUAAAGCGUCAUUGGCCACGGCCUGCAGACAGAUUUUUGUUUGCCGUUUACAGAGUCUAGAGCUGCUACAGAGACCAAUGAGAUAGCUCAGGACACUUAUUUCAUUCAUGUCUUUCAGGGAGUAUGAAAAUGUUUUUGGAUGCCUUUCCAUGAAACAAAAUCGCUUACAGCAACUUUAACACAAAUUAAGUCAGUUUGUAAGUGGCUCAACAAUGAACCCAUUUUUAUACCGAUUCAUUUAAACAUAAAUUGUUUAAAAAGCAGUAGACAUAGAAGAUCCAUGUAACUUUUAUUUGAGGUUUUCCAUGCAGCAAUGACUGGAAUUCUAUUAAAAGACACAUGAAAUA
Messenger RNA from Xyrauchen texanus (razorback sucker), 2695 nucleotides. RefSeq names its product REX4 homolog, 3'-5' exonuclease (gene rexo4). Gene Ontology annotation, cellular component: nucleus. The coding region runs from base 382 to 1671 and encodes 429 amino acids. The transcript is spliced from 8 exons. Lineage: Eukaryota; Metazoa; Chordata; Actinopteri; Cypriniformes; Catostomidae. Gene Ontology annotation, biological process: DNA catabolic process; rRNA processing. The record is from RefSeq and is a predicted model, not a curated record. Gene Ontology annotation, molecular function: nucleic acid binding; 3'-5' exonuclease activity.